UGAACCCUUAAUCACAAAACCACCAACUAAUCCUCUCCUCUCCAACCUUCUCACAUUUAAUCACAAUGUCAGCAGAACAAGUUUUGAAAUUAUUUGAUAUCAAUUGGUUUGAAACAUCAAUUUUCACCAACAACAAUAAAACUUUACAUUCAACAACACUUCUAGAUUCAACAGCCUCAAUGUCCCAAGUUGAAGAACAAGUUUUUCUAGACACAAAACUCCUAAAAAUUCCAACAAUUCAUGUAAGGUCUUUUAGCCACGAAAACUUAGGUUCAAAAAUUGGUUCUUUCUAUGAUUCUCUCUCACCAAACUCUGUCCUCACAACACAUAAGCUGAAACCAAUUCUCUCAGGCAAAGAAGUGGAACAAUUCACACUAGAAAAAGAAUCAACUGAUGCGAAAAAGGUGAGUCGUCAUACUCAACGAACGAGACUCAGAAAAGGGAAAAAAUUUACUAGGAGUUUAUCGGAGCUCGAGUUUAAGGAGCUAAAAGGGUUCAUGGAUUUAGGAUAUGUUUUCUCCGAGGAAGAUAUGGAUUCAACAUUGAUUUCUUUGAUACCGGGAUUGAGCAAAAAAGAACACAAUGUUGAUGAAAAUGUUAUUUCUAGGCCUUAUUUGUCUGAGGCUUGGGGUCUAAGAAAGCAAAAGAAAGUUGUGAAUAAAUUGAAUAAUUGGAGGGUACCAACUCUUGGCAAUGAGAUUGAUAUGAAGGAUAAUCUUAAGUUUUGGGCUCACACAGUUGCAUCCAUUGUAAGAUAACAAUAACAAUAAUCAAGUUUUUUUCUUCAUUAUUUUCUUUUUCUUGUGGAUGUUCCAAGUGCAAUCUUCUUGAUUUUCUAUGGAAAAGUCUUCAUUGUACAUAUAUUUGAUAUUUGAUUAAUAUGCAUUUCCUAAGUUAUUUUUUGUACCCAAUUUGUAUUGUUUUUUCCCAAGGGUAGUUUUAAAUCUU
Trifolium pratense (red clover) is the source of this 948-nucleotide messenger RNA. RefSeq lists its product as uncharacterized. The record is from RefSeq and is a predicted model, not a curated record. The transcript has a single exon. NCBI's taxonomy places the organism in Eukaryota, Viridiplantae, Streptophyta, Magnoliopsida, Fabales, Fabaceae. Bases 66 to 758 code for a protein of 230 amino acids.